UGAUUUUUUUUGUUUCCGCUCUCUUUCCAGUACGGUCUACGGCAGCUGGAUCUGUCGUUGCUGUCUCAGCUGUGGGCUCUGAACGAAUCCAUCCAGGACUUCCGGAAGAUGCUGCAGGAACAGGAGACCCUUUCGCCUCCCUCGCCCUCGCCGUCCAACUCAGAUGUCAAUUCGCUAUCGUCGGACGAGGAAGAAGACGAUUCAUCCACGACCCAGACGGCCUCGGUCGGUGCCGCAGGAUCAGGAGGAGGAAUGCUACCGAUCGCUUCGAGUGGCCAUCAUAACAACCUCAUAGAAUCUGCCGUGGCCGCCGUAUCUUUGCUCAGCUCUAGCCAAUCCAGUCGGAUGAGGGCCCCUCCACCUCCCCCACCCAAUCGAAAAGCUCCCUCGAGGCCGGUGUAGGUUAGCCCGAAAAAGGAAAAAAAAAACACUUCGAAAGCCCUGUCUAGGUAUUCCAAAAAAUGAACAAAAAUUAAACGUUUAAAAGGAUAAAAUAAUAGUUACUCUUUCUCAUCUCAAGCGCUAGCCAAUACAUUACAUAACAAACGAAGAAAAAAAAGUUUCACCCCAAACAUACAAUAAUCGAAAAACAAUUCAAUUCAAUUCGUAUCGUUAUUCGAACGAUCCGGAAAAUCGAAUAAAAACGGAUCUAAAAUAAAAGAAAAAAAAUCCAACUGAUAUGGAUCGUGAGAAGGAGUCAAUCAACAAAGGUCUGCCCUCAGUAGUGAUACGGAAAAUCUAUAGAUACAAAAAGAAACAUUAACGUAAAAAAAAAACGAAAACAAAUCAAACGCAAGUCAAUCUUAACCUAGGUCAAGACAACGUCAAUGUCUGAAUUGUACGGUGUCACCGAUAUUUUGGUGGCUUCUAUCUAUCCUAACGCGUAAACGUUUUGCUCCAAACACCUGUUUCUAUAUUCUCUUUUCCCAAAUCCAUAAACCCCUCUCUUUUUCCCACAGUAUAGAUACUUUUCCUGCUACACACCUUCAGUGACAAAUAAAUGUGUUGUACAUAUUAAUUUACGUAAUUGAUUAAAGUUAAAAGAAAUAAACAAAAUGUGACUACGAUUAGCAGCAUAGGGCGAAAAAAUUAGGAAGGUAAUGUGAAAAAACUGAGUUAAGGUACAGUAAAUCGUUGUUCCCAAAAAAUAAGGAGAAAAUUUGUGGAAAG
This is a messenger RNA of Uranotaenia lowii, 1170 nucleotides long. RefSeq lists its product as uncharacterized. The record is from RefSeq and is a predicted model, not a curated record. The coding region runs from base 109 to 402 and encodes 97 amino acids. The transcript has a single exon. Lineage: Eukaryota; Metazoa; Arthropoda; Insecta; Diptera; Culicidae.